Molecule: messenger RNA, 895 nt
Organism: Habropoda laboriosa
Lineage: Eukaryota; Metazoa; Arthropoda; Insecta; Hymenoptera; Apidae
Product: LIM domain only protein 3-like
Exons: 4
Coding region: 1-750 (249 amino acids)
Biological process (GO): positive regulation of transcription by RNA polymerase II
Cellular component (GO): nucleus
Molecular function (GO): transcription coactivator activity; DNA-binding transcription factor binding
Source: RefSeq, a predicted model, not a curated record
AUGACGAUGGACGUGAGCAAGUCGGAGCCGAAUAAAAAUGGCACCACGCAGCAAGAAUGCGCUGGAUGUGGGAAAGCGAUCACGGAAAGGUAUCUCCUCAGGGCCUUGGACCUGUUCUGGCACGAGGACUGUCUGAAGUGCGGGUGCUGCGACUGUAGGUUAGGAGAGGUCGGUUCUUCUCUGUUCACCAAGGCCAACCUUAUCCUCUGUAAGAGGGACUACCUCAGGCUGUUCGGGAACACGGGAAACUGCGCGGCGUGCAACAAGCAUAUACCGGCGUUCGAGAUGGUCAUGAAAGCCAGGACGAAUGUUUAUCACCUCGAUUGUUUCGCCUGUCAACAGUGUACACAUCGGUUUUGCGUGGGCGAUCGAUUCUAUCUGUGCGAGAAUAAAAUCCUGUGCGAGUACGACUACGAGGAGAGGUUCGCGCCCACCAAUAUGCCACCACAAACACCCGCCUCGAUGGCGUACAUCAAAAGGCAACUGCCCCCAGCGCCGACACCGCCUGGCCAGAACAUGCAUCCGGGUCACAAUCCGCUGCAACCUCAUCAGGCACUUGGCCAGUCGGUGGGUCAACAUAAUCACGUGUCGAACGGUCAGAUGCCGGGGGGCACGCCAACGGUGAACGGGACAGCCAUAGGCGUCGGUGGUCCCAGGGCUCCUGGGGAUAUGAACAACAACGGGCUAUCGGGUCCGGCACUCGGUCCGGUUAAGCCACCGCCGAUGUCUAUGCAGGCGCCGACCAGCUGAAACGAGGUGUCACCCCCCCUGAAGAAGCUCAGAUGUCUCAGCGGUUAUUGAGGCUGUCGACGCUCACCGACGACCAGACACGAACCGGGGAAGAGAAAUGAGCGGGAUUGGACGAGGGCUGAACAACGUCGCGACCAAGUGAAUA